This is a messenger RNA of Chondrus crispus (carragheen), 1410 nucleotides long. RefSeq lists its product as hypothetical. The record is from RefSeq and is a predicted model, not a curated record. Gene Ontology annotation, cellular component: nucleus. Bases 1 to 1410 code for a protein of 469 amino acids. Gene Ontology annotation, molecular function: ubiquitin conjugating enzyme activity. Gene Ontology annotation, biological process: protein polyubiquitination; ubiquitin-dependent protein catabolic process. Lineage: Eukaryota; Rhodophyta; Florideophyceae; Gigartinales; Gigartinaceae. The transcript is spliced from 3 exons.
AUGGCAGAUGGGGACCGCGUCGGCAAGUUCUACGUCAAGUUUCACGGACCCAAGCAAACUCCGUACGAGGGAGGAGUUUGGAAAGUCCAUGUAGAGCUGCCGGAGAACUACCCAUACAAGAGCCCAAGUAUUGGUUUCAUCAACAGAUUAUACCACCCCAACGUCGAUGAAAUGUCUGGAAGCGUGUGCCUGGACGUGAUCAACCAAACGUGGAGCCCUAUGUACGACCUAACUAACAUUUUUGAAGUCUUCCUCCCGCAGCUUCUGACCUAUCCAAACCCGACCGACCCUCUCAAUGGGGAGGCUGCGGCCCUUCAGAUGCGGGAGCCAGACCGGUACAAACAAAAAGUGCGCGAGUACGUGCAAAGAUACGCCAAGCCCGAGGACUUCCCAUCUGGGUCCGCAGACGACAAGGAGGAUGACGACGACGCCUCCCGCUUCUCCAUGACGGAUUCAGAAGGAGAGGAUGACGUGCCGCUGCCAGGUGAUGUGGGCGCUUCUAAUCCGGCCGGUGCGAAAGACAUUGAGAAGUUAGAUAUUGGUCCUCUCGGACUGAUUUUGGGUCUUCGUUCAGAUGCGAUUCCCAUGGCACGAAUAAAAGGUCUGGCAGCAGACUAUCUCUUGGCUGCCGCAAUUUCAGAACUGCAGCAUUGGCAGGGUUCUUUGAAUUCUCAAUCGGAGAAAGCCGCACAAGUACAUACCCUCUCACUGAAGGCGUGGAAACCGACAGACCCGACAGACUGCGAUGCCGGCACUACCAUUGGACCCAAUCUGGUCGAAAGCCGGGAAGCAGUUGUCUACGGUCGUCGUCCCAUUGCUUUGCAACUAUCAAGGUUUCUGAGUUCCAGCUUAUCCGAGUGGCUUCCAUUCACAGUUUGCCGAAUGCUGCAAAACGAUUCCUUCACAGAAGCAUUAAGGGUUCUCUUGCUUUGCCCAAACGUUGAGGCAUUAUGGAAGAAGGUCCCGAGGUACGCCGUUAGUCUGUUACUUCGACAAAGGGACGCAGUAGGUUUGGAGUCUCUAGCUCUGCGUGUAAAUCAAUCCAAGAAGGAUCUUGUCGAUCAAGUUUGCGCUGAUGCUCUGGGUAUGGCGGCGAUGACAGACAUGGAUGGUUUUGACGUGAGGCCGACUGGUGCGAACGCCCUUAUUUUAGAAUCGCUUGGAAUGCCUUUGGGAACCACCGUUCGCAAACGUGCCGGAAAGAUUGUACAAAGAAUAAUCAUGGACAUUGGUGGAGAAAGAGAUCUUCAGGCUAGGCGGGCGCUAUUCUCAGUAGCCCAGAUUCUUCCAAUCUCCCGACAAGGAAGCAGUACAGAACCUAAUGUUGUGGGAGCCUUGGUAUCUACGCACUUCAUGCUUGUCAUGGAUGCUGUAAACCGAGGCCUCUUUAGUUCCAAGGCCUCUGAAUAG